Messenger RNA from Dama dama (fallow deer), 1842 nucleotides. It is a transcript of the gene HESX1, whose product is annotated as HESX homeobox 1. NCBI's taxonomy places the organism in Eukaryota, Metazoa, Chordata, Mammalia, Artiodactyla, Cervidae. Gene Ontology annotation, molecular function: DNA-binding transcription repressor activity, RNA polymerase II-specific; RNA polymerase II cis-regulatory region sequence-specific DNA binding. Gene Ontology annotation, cellular component: nucleus. Gene Ontology annotation, biological process: pituitary gland development; forebrain development; regulation of transcription by RNA polymerase II. The record is from RefSeq and is a predicted model, not a curated record. Bases 932 to 1489 code for a protein of 185 amino acids. The transcript is spliced from 5 exons.
CUUGGUUGAACUGUGAUUAGAUUGUAAGUGAAGGAAAAGAAAGUUAGUGACAGUUGAUAAGAAUCAGGAGUAAGUGACAAAUGAAAACAAAGUGUAAGAAAGAAGAGUAAUUAUACGGUAUAACUAAAGUUUGACCUGUUAACUUGGCCAAACCAAAUAAUUCCAAUGAAAAAUUAUCUCAGGUAUCUGAAUUACCUGGGUGGGGUAUUAUCGUCAAGUUAAAUGGUUUCCUUUUUUGUAUGUUCCAUGCUUCUAAACUGUAUUUUUGUAAAGGGUUCUCAAGAGGCUAUUAUAUUAUCAGAGAGGGUCAAGGAAUUCUGCCUGGGUUCAACUGAUUAAAAAGCAAACAAAAACAAGUUGACUAUUCAGUUGUGUGGAGAGGCAGUUCAGUCAAAUUAUAAAACUAGAAAGACUCUUAAAAGGCUUUCUACUUGGAUUCUGUAGCUUUAGGCUACUGUUCAGUCUGCUCAUCCAGAAAAAUAAUUGUAUUUCCUAUUUUAAAACACGGCUAAAGUUGCAAGAUUGCAGUUUCCUUUGAUAGCUAUUAUAAGUUUAAUCAGCCUAAGUUCUGUGCAGUUGAUCAAACUCGAUUUCUUUUAUAGAGGAAAUGAGGCUUGUUCAGAGUAUGCCUCAGGGGUUCCUAGAGACUCAGGUGUGGGUAGCAUAGCAAAAAAACUUUGGCCAGCUAGUUAAUUUUAUGGAAGGUGAGGCAGGAUUAAACGACAUCCGCCAAAGAAUUCACUGAGACGUUUCACACAUAUAAUUUACAACAAAAAGAUGUACAGUUUGGAUUUUAAUUAGUGACGUUCUAAAUCCAGCCCCCUUGUCAGCGGAGCAAUAAGGUGAACUGCAGGAAGGUCCAGCCCCGGACACGUGGGGCAGAGCCAGCCAGGGAGGCUUGGAGCUGUUGCUCUGUGCAGCCCACGCAAGGAUGUCUCCUAGCCUUCAGGAAGGUGUUCGACUUGGGGAAGGCAAACCCUCACCCUGCCCCUUUUCAAUUGAGAGUAUCUUAGGACUGGACCAGAAGAAAGACUGUGUUCCAUCCACGAAACCCCACAGGCCCUGGGCUGACACCUGCAGCUCUUCAGAGAAAGAAGUUAACCUAUGUCUACAUGUCCCCACUCUUCCCAAUGGGAUCUCAUUACCUCAAACUGUGGAUCACUCGGUGCAGGAAGAAAGUGUUUUGAAAUACGAAGAUUACUUUUCACCCUCAGAGAGACUUUCUUUGAAAAGAGAGUUGAGUUGGUAUAGAGGCCGAAGACCCAGAACUGCUUUUACUCAAAACCAGAUUGAAGUGUUAGAAAAUGUCUUUAGAGUAAACUGCUAUCCUGGCAUUGAUAUCAGAGAAGACUUAGCUCGAAAACUGAACCUAGAGGAGGACAGAAUCCAGAUCUGGUUCCAAAAUCGGCGUGCAAAGCUGAAAAGGUCCCAUAGAGAAUCACAGUUUCUAAUGGCAAAAAAAAAUUUCAACACAGAUCUCCUGGAAUAAAUAGAAGACUAAACAUGUGGAAUUAUCUUCCAGUUGCAGAACAUGAAGAAUUAAUGGAAAUAUCAAGUGUUGAAAAUGUUAUGUUUUCUGUGUUUAAUCUGAGUAUUGUCAUUUUAAUUGGAAAAUAUAUUGUAAAUACUUACUGUUAUAACAUGGUACCUGUUAUACUUGGGCACUGUUAGUUAUAAUAAAGGCCUUUCCUAUAUAUUUUAAUAAACAUUUGCAGAAAAAGCCAGUUAUUUUUGGUGAACAAAUUUAAUCAAAUAAAUUAAUUUGUUGAAAUCAGUAAACUCAUAGCUAAUUGACUCUACAACUGGAUUCCAUUUACAAAAUAAUUCAAGUCAAAUAGUCUG